UCUACUCACACUCCAGACUCCACCGUAGAGCAGAGGAAAAAACCUUCCAGAGGGCUCAGAAAUGGCGAUUCCGCUGGGCGUGUGUCCGUCGACCUUCUUCGCUGGCGAAACGGCGUCGUUGGCCAAGCCGUCGUCGCUGUCUUCUCUCCGGUUCAGGUUCCAGUCCCUUCCUCCUCCUUCUCAGGUCAGCCUCCGUGCGGUCUCCGUGGUGACGACGGCCACGGCCUCGAAGCCGGCGACGGAUACCCGCAAGAGGGAGCCGAGAGGCAUCACCAAGCCCCGGCGAGUGUCGCCGGAAAUGCAAGCGUUUCUCGGCGGCAUCUCUGAGAUUCCUCGCACCCAAGCCCUCAAGGAGAUUUGGGCUCACAUCAAGCAGCACAAUCUUCAGGAUCCUCAAAACAAGAAGAUCAUUGUAUGCGACGAAAAGCUGAAGAGCAUUUUUGGAGGGAGAGAACGCGUCGGGUUUCUUGAAAUUGCUGGAUUGAUUAGUCCUCACUUCCUUAAGUAAGCGCUUUGCCGGAAAAUGCAUCCAAGUGGCCUGCCUGCCGUGUUUUGUUCUCCUGUAAAAUGGGGUUCAGUAUUUUGUUGAUGGCACUACUAGUAGGAGUUUAGCAAUAGCAUGUUUGGCAGUCUUUUAUUUGUCAUAUUUCCAGGUGCCUACAGCCUAUUACAUACAGGCCCUCUAUUUUGGUUUAUGUUGAGAGCUUCUCUUUCUUGGGUUGUUUCA
Messenger RNA from Diospyros lotus (date-plum), 727 nucleotides. Its product is annotated as upstream activation factor subunit spp27-like. The transcript has 2 exons. Gene Ontology annotation, cellular component: nucleus. Lineage: Eukaryota; Viridiplantae; Streptophyta; Magnoliopsida; Ericales; Ebenaceae. The record is from RefSeq and is a predicted model, not a curated record. Bases 62 to 508 code for a protein of 148 amino acids.